GAUCGUUGAAAUUAAUUUCCUACAUUCAGUAUUUGUGAGACUUUCAAUCAAAAUAGAGUCUUUCACAUCACUAUUACAUUUUGUUAAUAUUAUUAGUAAUCACAAUAACUAUGGCCUGUAAAAUUAAUAUUGAUCUUGGCAAUGGAAAACAAAUGCCGGCAUUAGGCUUUGGUACAUGGCAAGCAACAGAUGCAGAGUUAGAAAAUGCGUUAGAGAGUGCACUUGAAGCUGGAUAUCGACAUAUUGAUACAGCUUAUGUCUAUGAAAAUGAAGCUGUUAUUGGAAGAGUUUUAACUAAAUGGAUAAAGGACGGUCGUCUUAAGAGAGAAGAUCUUUUUAUUGUCACCAAGUUACCACCGACUGGAAACAAACCAUCAGGAGUUGAGAAAUUUCUAACAAGAUCAUUAAAGAACUUAAAUGUGGAUUAUCUCGAUUUAUAUUUAGUUCACACACCAUUUACAUUUGCUGAAAGAGGUGAAGACAUUCAUCCAUUUAAUGAAAACGGGGAAAUUUUAAUUGAUACUUCGACAGAUCAUGUUGCAGUUUGGAAGGAAAUGGAAAAACAAUUAAAGGCGGGUAAAACAAAAUCAAUAGGAAUAUCAAAUUUUAAUAAAAAACAAAUUGAACGAAUUCUAUCAAAUUGUGAAAUAAAACCAUCAAAUUUACAAAUUGAAUUGCAUUUAUAUUUUCAACAAAAUGAAUUGGUCAAUUACUGUAAAGGGAAAGGAAUUACAAUUACUGCGUAUUCACCAUUAGGGGCACCUGGUAUUGGAGUUCUACUCAAGAAAUUAAAUGCUGCCAAAGAAAUACCAGACGAACUGGCAAAUGAAACUGUAAAGAAAAUCGCUGAAAAAUAUAACGUUACUCCUGCUCAGAUUCUUUUACGUUAUACUGUUCAACGAGGCAUUGCAGCAAUUCCAAAAAGCAUAAAUCCAACUCGUAUUAAAGCUAAUAUUAGCAUUUUUCACUUUGAAUUGGAUAACGGAGAUAUUACCGAACUAAAAGCUUUAGAUCAAGGAUCAUCUGGACGUGUUUGUGAUUUUAAAUUUUUCAAAGGGAUUGAUAAACAUCCAGAAUAUCCAUUUCCGGAAUGCCUUUGAUUUAUUUGAAAAAAUUUUUAUUAGUUAAUUAGAUCGAGCAUAAAUGAGCACACAAUUUUAAAAUAAAAUAAUAGACUUAAAAAUUAGAAGACAUGUAAUUGCUAAAUAUUCUAGCUAAUAUUUUGCUUUGGCAGAGGUUAUUGGCAAGAGCAAUAUAAAUUUAAAAUAAGCGCGCUUUUUAAUUCACAUCAGUGGAAUGUUAAAGGUGUGAUUUCAUGGUGACACUUGACGCUAGCUUCUAGCAUCAAAUUUGAUCACAUGGUAUAAUUUCGAUCAAAGUGCCAUCUAGAUAAAUAGCAGCGAUAGCUGAAAAUAUUUGAUCUUCAAUUAAUUAACACUGGUAUCAUUUACUUGACGCUAAAAAUUUUAUCUCGAACUGAAUUACAAUCGAUAUUAAGAAACAUGUUUAAAAAUACUUCAGACAGACAGUUGCGCUUCUUAGAUAUUAUUUAAUAAUUAAAAGUAAAGAAAGUCUCAUAUCUCAUGUCCAUUGACGCCCGAGGGAAAAUCGAGGGUGACAAACAUUAGAUCUAAGAAUUUCUUUACUUGCUCCCGUGGUGUGUAUAUUAUUUUUCUCCCCGAUUGAGGCGGGAAGUGGCAACUUCGUUUUGCACAGCUGGCAGAAAGUUGACACUUUCUGCACGGAGGUGAGAAAACUUAUUAUUUUAAAAUAUAUAACUAUGUUUUGUUGUUGAUACAAAUAGGUUAGAGAAUAACAUAGAUCGAUAAGUCAAUGUAACGCUUUCGCUACAUUUUGACGCUCAGAUUUAACGCUGCUUUUUAUCUAGAUGGCAUCGAAAUCAUACUAUGUGAUCAAAUUUGACGCUAGAAUGAUAGAAGCUAGCGUCACCAUGAAAUCACACCUUAAUUGUAAAGGUUCCACCUACCUAGGUUUACUUCUAAAAGUGCUCAUCACGCUUUAACAUGAUUCAUUGAAAAUAAAAUUGAAAUCGAAUUAAGAAAAAACAAAUUUCGAGAACUAGACAACGAAAUUAUGCAUUUCUUCUUUCUCCAUCACCAACGCGUCCUCACAGUUGUGAUAAAAAUAAAUUUUCGGAAUAUAAAUUAAUAAUUUGUAACAU
This is a messenger RNA of Chrysoperla carnea, 2182 nucleotides long. RefSeq names its product 1,5-anhydro-D-fructose reductase. The transcript has 7 exons. Gene Ontology annotation, cellular component: cytosol. NCBI's taxonomy places the organism in Eukaryota, Metazoa, Arthropoda, Insecta, Neuroptera, Chrysopidae. The record is from RefSeq and is a predicted model, not a curated record. The coding region runs from base 111 to 1100 and encodes 329 amino acids. Gene Ontology annotation, molecular function: aldose reductase (NADPH) activity.